AUGACCAGGUCACAACACAAUUAUCAACACAUUUAUUUUUUAUUUCUACGAAGCAAAUGUGUAUUAAAUUACAUAUAUAAAAAAUAUUGUAUUGUUAUUAUUAACGUUAGGGUAGCUGAAUAUUGAUGAAAUUUACUUGACUAUUUUAUGAGACGUGAUUUUACUAUUUUAAAAAAAAUUUCUAUUCGAUUAAAUUAUUAAUAUUUUUAGUUAUUUUAAAUUUUUUUAUAUUAUAAUUAUCAUUUUAAAAAUUAAUAAGUAACUUGUUAAUUGUCAAACAAAUUAAGAGUAUUUAAUUAAAAUUUUAUAGACUUAUCGUAAAUAAAUAUUUAAAAAAAUUUAUAUAAAUCAUUUCUAUAGCUGGAGAUUUUUCAGUUGAUAACUUAAUUUAAUUUAUUUUUCAAUUAGAUGUUUAAUACUUUUUUUUUUUUAUUUUAAAUGUUCAACAAAAAAAAUUAUUAUUAUUAUAAUGAAACUAAUCGAGAUUAGUACUUUUUUAAAUUUAAAAAAUCGCUCCAUUUUUUUGUUUUUGUGUGUGUGUGUGUCGCCAUUUUAAUUUGCUCAUUGUAAAUGCACCACAAGGGAAUAUAAAAUAAUUAAUUAUAAAUAAAAACUAACCUUAUUCUCAAAAACUCCACAUGGUUUUUCUAACAUAUCCUGGUAUCAUCAACAUUUUUUAAAUUUGUUUACAUGGAUUAUAUUAUUUAUUAUCAUCAAAAAUAUUAAUAAUUAAUAACAAAAAAUAAAAACAAUAUCAACAAGUGAUUUAAUAAAAUGGGAUUAACCAAGCAAUACUUAAAAUAUGCACCAGCUGGAAAUGCAAAUGUAAUAACAAGUUCAACAUGUAAUUCAGUAUUUGUAACACUUGAAGGACAACAAGGACGUUUUGUAGCUGUUGGUGCAUGUGAACAUGUAUAUAUAUGGGAUCUUCGUCUUAAUGAAAAAGCUCAAGUUUUAAGUGGUGAUAAAUAUGAAGUUAAACAUUUAGCAGCAUCACCAAAUGGACGUCAUAUAGCUGUUGGUUAUUCUGAUGGUACACUUAAAACAUUUGAUUUAAGAACUGGUGAAAAUGUUAGUAUAUUUGUUGGUCAUCGUUCAGGAAUAACAUGUUUAGCUUAUGAUACAUUGGGUCAUCGUCUUGCAUCUGGAUCACAUGAUACAGAUAUUAUUGUUUGGGAUGUUAUUGCUGAAACUGGUAUUUGUCGUUUAAAAGGACAUAAAAAUAUCAUAACAAAAAUUGCAUUUAUGCAAGAAUCAAAUAUUCUUAUUAGUUCAAGUAAAGAUACACUUAUUAAAUUUUGGGAUCUUGAUACACAUCAUAAUUUUCGUACAAUUGUUGGACAUAGAACAGAAAUAUGGAGUUUUACACUUGUUAAAAAUGAUAAAUAUCUUAUAACUGGUUGUACUGGUAGUGAAUUAAAAGUAUGGAAAAUAUAUUUUGCUGAUAUUGAUGAUAUUGAUAUAUCAAAACGUAUUGAUAAUCUAAAUAUUGAUAAUGAUGAUUCAGUUAAUGAUCCAAAUUAUCCAUUGAGAUGUGAAAAAGUUGGUAGUAUUUAUCGUACAACUGAUGAUAAAGUAUUAUCAAUUGUUUGUGAUCCAACAAAAAAAAUUAUAGCAUGUAUUGGUGUUAAAUAUACUGUUGAAUUAUAUCAUUUAAUACCAGAUGAUAAAGUUACUGCUAGACGUUUAAAACGUUUAAAAAAAGCUCAAAAAAAUGCUGAAAAAGAUGGUAAAACAUGUGAUGAUAAUGAUAUUGCUAUUGUUGAUCCAUCAAUAGCAUUGAGAGAUGAAAUUCAAAGAAUGACAGUAUUUAAAGUUGAUGGACAUACAAAAUCAAUUGAUAUUAUUAUGGGAAAAAAUAAUGAAGUACGUUUUUGUGUUGGUUUAAGUAACAAUUGUUUAGGACUAUAUUCAUUAAAUAUAGAUGACAAUCAAAAAGAUAAACAAGUUACAACAAUGAGAACAAUAAUGUCACAUGGACAUCGUACUGAUGUACGUGCUUUAUGUUUUAGUUCUGAUAAUCUUUCAUUUGCAUCAGCAAGUGGUGAUUCAAUUAAAAUAUGGAAUAGACCAUCAUUAGCAUGUUUAAGAACAAUUGAAUGUGGUUAUGCAUUAUCAGCAACAUUUGUACCUGGUGAUAGAUAUUUAAUUGUUGGUAUGAAAGAUGGUUUAUUGCUUAUUGUUGAUGUUAGUUCUGGUGAAAUUAUUGAAGAAAUUAAUGCACAUCCAAAUACAUCAAUAUGGAGUGUUAUAUUAUGUGCAAAUGGUAUUGUAAGUGGUGCUGAAGAUAAAACAGUAAAAUUUUGGGCUUUAGAACUUGUUAAAAAUUCUAAAAAUGAUAAUGAUAAUCAAGUUUUAUCUUUAUUACAUACAAGAACAUUAAAACUUGAUGAUGGUGUAGUAUGUGUUAAAAUAAGUCCAGAUAAUAGACUUAUUGCUGUAUCAUUAUCAAAUUCAACAGUCAGUAUAUUUUUUCUUGAUUCAUUUAAAUUUCUUUUAUCACUUUAUGGACAUAAUUUACCAGUAACAUGUAUGGAUAUAUCAGAUGAUUCAACAUUAAUUGCAACUGGUUCUGCUGAUAGAAAUAUUAAAAUAUGGGGUAUGAGUUUAGGUGAUUGUCAUAAAUCAAUAUUUGCACAUGAUAAUACAAUAACUGGUUUAUGUUUUGUGCCAAAAACUCAUUAUUUUUUUUCAUGUGGUAAGGAUGGUAAAAUUAAAGAAUGGGAUGCUGAUAAUUUUCAAAAAAUAAUAACAUUAGAUGGACAUUGUGGACAAGCAUAUGCUUGUGCUGUAUCACCAAAUGGUAAAUAUUUAUUAUCAUGUGGUUCAGAUAAAGUUAUAAGAAUUUAUGAAAGAACAGAUGAUAUAGUGGUAUUAGGAGAUGAACCUGAAGAUGAAGCACUUGCUACUGAUGAAACAUCAGCUGUACCAGGACAAAAAACUCAAAUUUUACCAUCUAAAAAAACUGUUAAUACAGAACGAGCUGCUGAAUUAUUAUUAGAAUGUCUUGAAGAAACUAGAAUUUAUAAUCAAGAAUUAGAUAAUAUAAUACCACCUGCAGCACCACCAGCAUUACCAAAAAUUGCCGAAUGGGGCCAAUAUAAAUCAAUGGAUGAUUAUUUCAUUGGAACACUUAAAAGAGUACGUGCUGAUGAAAUGGAAGAAACAUUGUAUCUUUUACCAUACACAGAAGCUUGUGAAUUACUUCGUUUACUACCAAAAUUCUUGAAAAAAGAAUAUCAAGUUGAAUUAUUAUCACGUGUUGCACUUUGUCUUAUUCAAGCACAUCAUGGACCAAUUGUUGCUAAUUCUGAUCUUUAUCCAAUUAUUGAAGAAAUUCAAUCUCUAGCUGUUAAAGGCAUCACUAAUCUCAGGAAUACAAUUGGUUUUAAUCUUCAUGGGCUGGCAUUUACACAACGUACAGUUGAAGAGACUGAUUCCAUCACAUUAUUCCGUGAUGCAACCAGGUCUAGGAAACAAAAAAAUCAAGAUAGAAAAAAGAGAGAAGGUGCAUGUAAACGAGCUCUUAUGACUAUGUAAUUAAUCACUUUAUUAUUUCAACUACAAUUUAACGAUUGAAUAAAAAUUUAUUGCUCUAAAAAUUUUUCAAAUAUUAAAUAUUUUUAUCUUAUUGAACAACAAA
Molecule: messenger RNA, 3643 nt
Organism: Aphidius gifuensis
Lineage: Eukaryota; Metazoa; Arthropoda; Insecta; Hymenoptera; Braconidae
Product: WD repeat-containing protein 3
Exons: 3
Coding region: 775-3540 (921 amino acids)
Biological process (GO): maturation of SSU-rRNA
Cellular component (GO): small-subunit processome; Pwp2p-containing subcomplex of 90S preribosome
Molecular function (GO): snoRNA binding; protein binding
Source: RefSeq, a predicted model, not a curated record